AUAUCCCAGGGCCGUGGCGAAAAAGGGCCGUGUGUUACUUAGACGGGGGGACUCAGCGCCGGCCUUCCGGCGCCUGGGUGGGGUUCUGUCUGCGGAGUCGUGGAAUCAGUGGCUCGGGAGAAUGGUGAAUGUAUGAGGAUCAGGGAGAGAACCGAGGAGACUCUAGCGCAGGUUUCUGGGGGCAGGUAACGGAGCUGCGUCUUGUUUCUCUCGGUUGAUUUGGAAUCUUCUGCUCUUCAGUCCCCGCAGGGAAACCAUGCCGAAACCCCGGAAGAGGCUCGCCGGGGCUGCUGGGCCUGAUGGGCCAGACAAUAAGGGGCCAGCAGGAAAACGUACCAAGACUAAGAACCCAGUAGGGGCAUCAGCUACAAUGGGUAACUCCAGCCCUGAGAAGACUUCAGCCUCUAAAAACUGUGGGAAGAAUCUAAGCAGUUACUGGCUGAUGAAGUCCGAGCCAGAAAGCCGACUAGAAAAAGGUGUAGAUGUGAAGUUUAGCAUUGAGGAUCUUCAAGCACAGCCCAAGCAGACAGCAUGCUGGGAUGGUGUUCGCAACUACCAGGCCCGGAACUUCCUUCGAGCCAUGCAGUUGGAGCAAGAAGCGUUCUUCUACCAUAGCAACUGCAAAGAGCCAGGCAUCGCAGGACUUGUGAAGAUUGUGAAGGAGGCUUAUCCAGACCACACACAGUUUGAGAAAAACAGUCCCCAUUAUGACCCAUCCAGCAAAGAAGACAACCCCAAAUGGUCCAUGGUGGAUGUACAGUUUGUUCGGAUGAUGAAGCGUUACAUUACCCUGGCUGAGCUCAAAACCCAUUACCAAGCUCACAAAACCACUGGAGGCCCCUUAAAAAAUAUGGCUCUCUUCACUCGCCAGAGACUCUCAAUUCAGCCCCUGACUCCAGAGGAGUUUGAUUUUAUUUUGAGCCUGGAAGAAAAGGAGCCAAGUUAACUGGGACACUGUUGCUGGAAUGGGCAAGCCAUUACUCAAGUCAAGCUUUUAUAAGACACAAGAAGGUGUGCGGCAGCUUGCAUGUUAUGUUCACCUGGGGUUGUGUACAUCGGUGGUUUUCAUGUACCUUUUCCAAUAAAACAUUAAUAUCAAAGUUG
Leptonychotes weddellii (Weddell seal) is the source of this 1104-nucleotide messenger RNA. It is a transcript of the gene THYN1, whose product is annotated as thymocyte nuclear protein 1. The record is from RefSeq and is a predicted model, not a curated record. Gene Ontology annotation, cellular component: nucleus. Lineage: Eukaryota; Metazoa; Chordata; Mammalia; Carnivora; Phocidae.